CUGUUUCCGUCGUCUUCUUCUCCCUCUCCCCUCCAUUAUUUUGUGUGGUCCUUUGGACAUAUGCACAGAAGGGUUUUACAGAUAAAUUUCCAACGAACUAUUCAGUGUACGUGUCACAGUUGGCUUUGCUAAUGGUGGGAAAUUGGGAAUGGACCCAGGAAUCAAUUGACUACCAGAUAGUGCAUUGCUCUUUUCACAUUUUUUCAAGGAAAAGUGAUUGAUAGCUUUUGCUUUUUACAUCAUUUUUUCCAGGAAAAGUGAUUGAGAUAGUGCAGUUCCUUUUUGAAAAUUAGGCACCAUUGCAAAAGCAAAAGUACCUUACGCAUUCACAUCAUUUUUUCCAGUGAUUGUGCGUUUGGAGAAGAACUCUGAUCACUACUCAUUCACUUUCCAAUGGCGUUGAGCAGAGCCCCAUCGGGUUCAGCUUUCCCGUGGAAAUACGACGUGUUUUUGAGCUUCCGAGGUGAAGACACCCGCAAGGGCUUCACAGACUACUUAUACCACGAGUUGGAUCGGCAUGGAAUCAGGACUUUCAGGGACGAUCCACAGCUUGAAAGAGGCACAGCCAUCUCUAAGGAGCUCCUCACAGCAAUCAAGCAAUCGAUGUCUGCGAUCGUUGUUCUUUCACCAAACUAUGCUACUUCAAAGUGGUGCUUGUUUGAACUGUCUAAGAUUCUAGAAUGCAUGGAGGAGAGGGGAACAAUUCUGCCAGUCUUUUAUGAGGUGAAUCCCUCUCAUGUGAGACAUCAAAGGGGCAGCUUUGCUGAAGCGUUUCAAGAACAUGAAGAGAAGUUUGGGGAAGGUAAUACGGAGGUGGAAGGGUGGAGAGUUGCUUUAACCAAAGUGGCCAGUCUCGCUGGAUGGACUUCAGAGAAUUAUAGGUAUGAAACAGAGCUUAUCAGAGAGAUUGUACAAGCACUGUGGAGCAAAGUGUAUCCUAGUCUCGCUGUAUUUGGUUCCUCAGAGAAGUUAGUUGGAAUGGAUACUAAGCUGAAGGAAAUAGAUGUUCUUUUAGAUAAAGAAGUAAAUGAUGUUCGCUUUAUAGGGAUAUGGGGGAUGGGUGGUAUCGGUAAGACAACCCUUGCUAGACUAGUUUACGAGAAAAUCUCUCAUCAAUUUGAAGUUUGCAUCUUUCUUGCUAAUGUCAGAGAGGCUUCCAAAACCACCCAUGGUCUAGUUGAUCUACAAAAACAAAUUCUUUCGCAAAUCUUGAAGGAAGAAAAUGUUCAACUAUGGAAUGUUUAUAGUGGAAUAGCUAUGAUAAAGAGAUGUUUCUGUAAUAAAGCGGUUCUUCUAGUUCUUGAUGAUGUGGAUCAAUCAGAGCAAUUGGAAAUCUUGGUAGGAGAAAAAGACUGGUUUGGUUUAAGGAGUAGAAUCAUCAUUACAACCAGAAACCGACAUGUACUAGUCAGACAUGAUAUAGAAGAACCAUAUGAGUUGAAGGGACUAAACCAAGAUGAAGCUCUUCAGCUCUUUAGUUUGGAAGCCUUUGGGAAAUGUGAGCCUGAAGAAGAUUAUGCAAAACUGUGUAAGCGUUUUGUUACGUAUGCUGCAGGUCUUCCGCUCGCUCUUAAAAUUUUGGGGUCUUUCUUGUACAAAAGAAGUUUAGAUUCAUGGAGUUCUGCAUUUCAAAAACUAAAACAAACUCCCAACACAAAAGUUUUUGAAAUACUGAGAGUAAGUUUUGAUGGACUUGAUGAUGAGGAGAAGAGAAUUUUUCUGGACAUCGCUUGUUUCCACGAGCUGUAUCAUGAUAAGUCUAUGAUUGAACACAGUUCCAAGUCUUGCUCUCGUAUUGUAAUAGAUGUUCUUGCUGAAAGAUCUCUCUUAACUAUUUCACACAACCAGAUAUAUAUGCAUGACUUGAUACAAGAAAUGGGAUGUAAAAUUGUUUGUCAAGAGAAUGCAGAGCCUGGAAGACGCAGUCGGUUGUGGCUUCGCAAAGACAUUUUUCAUGUAUUCACAAACAAUACGGGAACAGAAACCAUUGAAGGCAUAUUUUUAAACUUGGCUGAAUUAGAAGAGGCAGAUUGGAAUCUUGAAGCCUUCUCUAAAAUGUGUAAACUGAAGCUGCUCUACAUUCAUAAUUUGAGGCUUUCUGUUGGCCCAAAAUUUCUUUCUAAUGACUUUAGAUUUCUGAGUUGGAGUUGGUAUCCUUCAAAAUCUCUCCCACCAUGUUUUCAACCAGAUGAACUUACUGAACUCAGUUUGGUUCAUAGCAAUAUCGAUCACCUCUGGAAUGGAAAAAAAUACUUGGGCAAGUUGAAAGCCAUCGAUCUUAGUUACUCCAUAAACUUGACAAGGACUCCAGAUUUCACAGGUAUUCCAAAUCUUGAGAAGUUGGUUCUUGAAGGUUGUACCAAUUUAGUUCAGAUUCACCCAUCCAUUGCAUUGCUCGAGAGACUCAAAAUUUGGAAUUUUAGAAACUGCAAAAGUAUAAAGAGUCUACCAAGUGAAGUAAAUAUGGAGUUUCUCGAAACAUUUGAUGUAUCUGGCUGCUCAAAAUUGAAAAUGAUUCCAGAAUUUGUGGGGCAAAUGAAAAGAUUAUCAAAGCUUUGUUUAGGUGGGACUGCUGUUGAGAAACUGCCUUCAUUAAUUGAGCAGUUGAGUGAGAGUUUGGUGGAGCUUGAUUUGAGUGGAAUUGUUGUAAGAGAUCAGCCAUACUCCCGUUUUCUUAAGCAGAAUCUCAUAGCAUCAUCGUUUGGCUUAUUUCCAAGAAAGUGUCCUCAACCUUUGGUUCCUCUGUUAGCUUCCUUGAAGCAUUUCUCUUCUUUGACGGAAUUAAUUCUGAAUGACUGUAAUCUCUGUGAAGGAGAAAUUCCCAAUGACAUUGGUUCUCUGUCCUCCUUAGAGUGGUUGGAACUCAGAGGAAACAAUUUUGUUAGCCUUCCGGCAAGCAUUCAUUUGCUUUCUAAGCUUGAAUAUGUUAAUGUGGAGAAUUGCAGAAGGCUUCAACAAUUGCCAGAACUUCCGCCGGGAAAUGACUACGGCGACGGCGUCAGGGUGGUAACCGACAAUUGUACUUCCUUGCAAGUGUUUCCAGAUCCCCCAGAUGUGUGCAGAUCAUCGGUUUUUUCGCUCAGUUGCGUCAAUUGCUUGAGUACGGGCGGUAAUCAAGAUGCUAGUUAUUUUUUAUAUUCAGCGCUAAAGCGGUUGGUUGAGGAAACCCCUUGUUCUUUUGUACGCUUUGACUUUGUAGUCCCUGGAAGUGAAAUUCCAGAGUGGUUCAAUAAUCAAAGUGCGGGAGACUCGGUAACUGAGAAGUUACCUUCGGAUGCAUGUAAUAGCAAGUGGAUUGGGUUUGCUCUGUGCGCUUUAAUUGUACCUCAAGACAAUCCGUUUGCCAUUUUUGGAUACCCCCAUUUAAAUCCUGAUACCUUUCAUAUUGGUUGUCGCUGGAACAAUUAUGGUACCGAUUUGGUAGGUGUUGAUUUGCCUGUAAAACAAUUUGUUUCAGAUCACCUUUUGUUAGUUGUUUUGCCAAGCCCUUUCGGGAAACCUCUCACGUGUCUGGAGGUUAAUUUUGUUUUCGAAGUCAGACAAGCUGUAGAAUACAACAGAUGCAUGAAGGUGAAGAAAUGUGGGGUCCGGGCACUGUACGAGCACGACACGGAGAAGCUGAUCAGUAAAAUGAACCAAUCCAAGAGCAGCAGCAUCUCUCUUUACCAGGGUAUGGAAGAACAAGAAGGUGCCUCUGACGACGAAUAUUACUCUGCAGCAGAAGAAGAAUGAAACAAUUUUACAAGACUGCUGUUUCUCUAUUCUAAAGCACGGGAGCCUGGUGAACAGUAACACCACAGUGCUUUGACUGUUUUGCCCCUGGAUGAUUAUAAUUUGGCAGAGAGAGAGAGAGGUGAUUCGGUUUUGCUGAUUGUUGCUCGCUUCUGCAAUUGUUUGUGUUCGUCCCUUUUCCUCAAACUACUGUAGGAAUGAGGGGUUGAUAAGAAAUCAAGCAAUGUUGCCUCGGAGCCAAACUCAAAGCGUUUGUCACCAAAGGCUUCAAGUGACCAUCCUGAUGAUGAAAGAGGGACUGACAAGAGGAAUGGUGUGAAGGCAAGGAACAACGUGUGGCAAUAUCAACUGUUGCAAAUAUGUGCAAGAAACUUCCUUCAGAUGCAACUGACUUUGGGAUGGAAGCUGUCCCAUUAUUGACAAUCUUCUGCAAUAUCAUGGUCCCAAUGAUAGGACUUGCAAUGGGUCAGUGCAGUUGAUUUCAUGGAUACAUUGCACAAAUUUGGGUGGUUAUCUUACUCCUGGUACACGCUCGAUUCAGGAAUUGUUCCACUUCCUAACUUCCUAUGGAACCUGCCAUAUAUAUUACAUGUAUACAACUUCAGACUUAUAAGACCUGAUACAAGGCUGUAUGUUGUUACUGGAAAGCCUAUCAGCAACAGCAAAUCUCCUCCUUUAUACAACAAAGAAUUCAAGUCAGUAGGUUUCGAUGAAGUUUAUGUAAAUUCUUUCGGUACAAUUCAAGUUAGUAGGUUGAGUCAGUUGACGACAUUGCAAAUUUUCUUCCUACUUGCUGAUCAACUGACUUUAUGUGGAUUCGUGGAUCAGUAGGUUUCAUUGAAGUUAGUAGGAUUCAAGUUAGUAGGUUGAGUCAGUUGACGACAUUUCAAAUUUUCUUCCCACGUUCUGAUCAAUUGACUUGUGUGAAUUGAGGUUCGCAUUUGUAUCAAGUUAUAUAUCCCUAGUAUAGACUAGAAAUAGAAAUAUCUUUUUUCCAAGUUGUUCUUGCUGUUUACUAUAUAUGAAAUACUAGAAG
Molecule: messenger RNA, 4768 nt
Organism: Rosa chinensis
Lineage: Eukaryota; Viridiplantae; Streptophyta; Magnoliopsida; Rosales; Rosaceae
Product: TMV resistance protein N
Exons: 8
Coding region: 394-3732 (1112 amino acids)
Biological process (GO): defense response; signal transduction
Molecular function (GO): ADP binding; protein binding
Source: RefSeq, a predicted model, not a curated record